This is a messenger RNA of Arxiozyma heterogenica, 783 nucleotides long. It is a transcript of the gene SDH2, whose product is annotated as succinate dehydrogenase iron-sulfur protein subunit SDH2. The coding region runs from base 1 to 783 and encodes 260 amino acids. Gene Ontology annotation, cellular component: mitochondrial membrane. The transcript has a single exon. The record is from RefSeq and is a predicted model, not a curated record. Gene Ontology annotation, biological process: respiratory electron transport chain; tricarboxylic acid cycle; aerobic respiration. Gene Ontology annotation, molecular function: electron transfer activity; 2 iron, 2 sulfur cluster binding. NCBI's taxonomy places the organism in Eukaryota, Fungi, Ascomycota, Saccharomycetes, Saccharomycetales, Saccharomycetaceae.
AUGAUCUCUAUGAGAAACAUUUUAACUAAAAGAAAUUUAGCUACGGCAGCUACUAAAGCAACUUCAGCAGCCCCAAGAUUAAAGACCUUUAAGAUUUACAGGUGGAAUCCUGACAAACCACAAGAAAAGCCAAGAUUGCAAGAUUACCAAGUCGAUUUAAAUGAAUGUGGUCCCAUGGUUUUGGAUGCUUUGCUUAAGAUUAAAGAUGAGCAAGACCCCACUUUAACUUUUAGAAGAUCUUGUAGAGAAGGUAUCUGUGGUUCCUGUGCCAUGAAUAUUGGUGGUAGAAACACUUUGGCCUGUCUUUGUAAGAUCGACCAAAAUGAAUCAAAGAACUUGAAGAUAUACCCACUACCACAUAUGUAUAUUGUCAAGGAUCUAGUCCCAGAUUUAACCAAUUUCUAUCAACAAUAUAAAUCUAUUAAACCUUUCUUACAAAGAAAAUCUUUCCCGGAAGAUGGUAGGGAAGUCUUACAAAGCAUCGAGGACCGAAAAAAGUUAGAUGGUUUGUACGAGUGUAUUCUUUGUGCAUGUUGUUCCACUGCAUGUCCAUCUUACUGGUGGAACCAAGAAGAAUAUUUAGGUCCCUCCGUUUUACUACAAGCCUACCGUUGGUUAAUCGAUUCCAGAGAUCAAGCCGUCAAAGAGAGAAGAAAGAUGUUACAAAACUCAAUGUCUUUAUACAGAUGUCAUACUAUCAUGAACUGUACCAAAACUUGUCCAAAGGGUUUGAAUCCAGGCCAAGCUAUUGCUGAAAUUAAGAAACAAAUGGCCUUCACUUGA